Molecule: messenger RNA, 759 nt
Organism: Gongylonema pulchrum
Lineage: Eukaryota; Metazoa; Nematoda; Chromadorea; Rhabditida; Gongylonematidae
Source: the annotation of a GenBank genome assembly
AUGAGAAAACAGUUGCUUGGCGGCUUUAACAUUUGCCAUACAACGGCAUCGAGUAGCAGUACAAGUGCAGUACCGCGACAGCGAGAAGAGCAGCUACCGAAACGUGAUAGUAGCAGUUAUAGUAGUGGUAACAGACCGGCACGUGAUGAAAGCGCGAUGCCACGGCGUGAUGACUCGACAGCAACGAGAAGGGCCCGUCAGGCGCCGCCGACAAAUUCGCUUUUGCCCACACCUUCUUCAGCAAGUUCCAGUGGAGCGAUGAGUGGAAAUCCUCAGAGUUCGAAGUUCAUCCCAUCACAGUCAAGUCGCGCAGCCUCCUAUGUCAGCGACAGCACGCAUCGAGCAGGCAGCACUUGGUCCGCAUCAAAUGACCAUCACAGCGGUUCAGCUUCAGCUGUGUCGGCAGCGCGUUUCCCGCAACCAUCUGGAUCAUCUAGCCGAAGCCAUCAGGACAGACAUUAUUCAUCAGCAUCAUCAUCAAGCAUGGGUCGGACGAAAUCACGUGAGCCGUUACUGAGCACACCAGAAACCAGUAGCUCAUCAUACUACAAACGUUCUCGUCCACGUCCACCAUCACCAAAUUCAACUGCUUCGUCAGCUAGCUCGCAUCGUCCGUCAUCAUCAUCACAUCGACCUCCAUCCCCUGGGAAUCGGCACAGCUCCGCUCAUCCGAGUGGCACAGCGCGACUUCUUACCACAUUACCGCCACCUCCUCCUCCGCCCUCUAACGAAGAGCUUGAAGAUGGCGAACUCUUGUAA